Messenger RNA from Neltuma alba, 1014 nucleotides. RefSeq names its product flavin mononucleotide hydrolase 1, chloroplatic-like. The coding region runs from base 1 to 765 and encodes 254 amino acids. The record is from RefSeq and is a predicted model, not a curated record. NCBI's taxonomy places the organism in Eukaryota, Viridiplantae, Streptophyta, Magnoliopsida, Fabales, Fabaceae. The transcript is spliced from 7 exons.
AUGGCGGUGGUCUUCUCGUUGAGAGCACCCUCAAUCUGCUCUAAUCCGAGGCUCUCCCUCUGCCAAAAUUUAUACUUGAACUCGAACCUACUAAAAAUGGCUAAAAUCGGAGGCGUUUCAUCAACUGCCACUCCCAACACUGACAGAAAACUACCCAUACUUCUAUUCGAUAUGAUGGACACUGUUGUUCGUGAUCCAUUUUACCACGACGUCCCAGCCUUCUUCGGAAUGACUCUGAAGGAACUAAUGGAAUGCAAGCACCCAACUGCGUGGAUGGAGUUUGAAAAGGGAAUAAUUGAUGAGACGGAGCUGGCAAGCAAAUUUUUUAAAGAUGGAAGACCUUUUGAUUUGGAAGGCCUCAAAUCUUGUAUGAGAAGUGGAUAUUCCUAUAUCGAAGGCACUGAAGAAUUGCUUCUUGCCUUGAAGCAAAAUAACUAUGAGAUGCAUGCAUUUACAAACUAUCCCAUAUGGUACCAGUUGAUUGAGGACAAGCUGAAACUAUCCAAAUAUUUAUCUUGGACAUUUUGUUCGUGUACAACUGGAAAGAGAAAGCCCGAUCCAGAAUUCUUUAUGGAAGUUUUGGGACAUCUUGGAGUUGAUCCGUCAAAUUGUAUUUUUGUGGAUGACAGGAUAAAAAAUGUCGAGGCAGCCAUUGAAUUUGGCAUCAGGGGUAUACAUUUUAAGAAUAGUAAUGCGCUGCGUGAAGAACUGUGCCUGAUGGGGAUUGACAUUACAGCAAAUGGGGAUCAUCAUAAGCUGAUCUGACACGAAAACUCAUUUUCUUAAAUUGAGCUCUUCCGGGGAUACUUUUCAUGGUGACGCUCGGGCCAUAUUUGGGUUGGAAUAAGUCAUUUUUUUAGUUUGCAAAAAAAUACAUGCAAAACAAGAAAAGGGGAUGGCUGGUACCCAAGUUUUUUUUUUUUGGGCCUUGUACUCAAGUUAUUAAAACUUAAAUUAAAAAGACGUUUGGCUAACUCUAAAAGUAUUGUUCAGAAGCACUUUUUAAUAAAUCGA